This is a messenger RNA of Sorex fumeus (smoky shrew), 1252 nucleotides long. It is a transcript of the gene CDC34, whose product is annotated as cell division cycle 34, ubiqiutin conjugating enzyme. The coding region runs from base 206 to 910 and encodes 234 amino acids. Gene Ontology annotation, molecular function: ubiquitin conjugating enzyme activity. Gene Ontology annotation, biological process: ubiquitin-dependent protein catabolic process; protein polyubiquitination. The record is from RefSeq and is a predicted model, not a curated record. Lineage: Eukaryota; Metazoa; Chordata; Mammalia; Eulipotyphla; Soricidae. The transcript has 5 exons.
CGGCGGCGGCGGUGGCGGCGGCGUCGGCGGCGGCGGUGGCGGCGGCGGCGGCGGCGGCGGCAGCGUAGAGGACGAAGGCGGUGGCCCCGGCCCCAGCCCCGGCCCCAGCGGCGCCCUCCCGGGCCCGGCCCCGCGGCCCGGCCCGUCCCGCGCCCCCGCGGCGCUCCCGGCCCCGGGUCCCGCCGCCGCCGCCGCCGCCGCCGCCAUGGCCCGGCCGCUGGUGCCCAGCUCGCAGAAGGCGCUUCUGCUGGAGCUCAAGGGUCUGCAGGAGGAGCCGGUGGAGGGCUUCCGGGUGACCCUGGUGGACGAGGGUGACCUGUACAACUGGGAGGUGGCCAUCUUCGGGCCCCCCAACACCUACUACGAGGGCGGCUACUUCAAGGCACGCCUCAAGUUCCCCAUCGACUACCCGUACUCCCCUCCGGCCUUUCGGUUCCUGACCAAGAUGUGGCACCCCAACAUCUACGAGACGGGGGAUGUGUGCAUCUCCAUCCUUCAUCCCCCAGUCGAUGACCCCCAGAGCGGGGAGCUGCCCUCGGAGCGGUGGAAUCCCACCCAGAACGUCAGGACCAUCCUCCUCAGCGUCAUCUCCCUCCUCAACGAGCCCAACACCUUCUCUCCCGCCAAUGUGGAUGCCUCGGUCAUGUACCGGAAGUGGAAGGAGAGCAAGGGCAAGGACCGGGAGUACACCGACAUCAUCCGGAAACAGGUCCUGGGGACCAAGGUGGACGCGGAGAGGGACGGCGUGAAGGUGCCCACCACGCUGGCCGAGUACUGCGUGCAGACCAAGGCCCCGGCGCCCGACGAGGUGUCCGACCUGUUCUACGACGACUAUUACGAGGACGGCGAGGCCGAGGCCGACAGCUGCUUCGGGGACGACGAGGACGACUCGGGCGCCGAGGAGUCCUGACAGCCCCGGAGUCCCGACGGCGCCGCCCCGAAUAAACUGACGGAUCUUACCUCGCCAGGCCCGGCUGUGUGGGCUCGGGGCCCCUGACGCCCAGACUACCUCACGGAGGUGCGUGUGCCCCCCCCCCUUGUCCCUCGGUCUGGCCUCCCCGCACACCCCCACACCCCGGGGCUGGGCCCUCCCGAGGGCCCGGGCGUGGCACGGAGCGGCGGCCUCGCUGGCUGGGCCCCGGCAGGCCCAGAGCCGGAUGGCGGCACCGGUGCGCGGGGCUCAAACUCGACCGCCUCUUCUCCGCUUCAGUUUGUUUGGAAUCUGAAUAAAAGGACUUUGCGAGAAGCAGAA